UAACUAUUGUACUGUCAAAUUCAACUUUUCUGGGAUCGUAUAUUACUAAAUUUUUGACGUGAUUUCAUGAAUGAUUAGUGUUUGUUGAUCUAUUAUUACUAUUAGGAAACAUUAAAUGAUGACGAGUAUAAAGGAUAUUAAAUGGAGGGUUAAUAUCGUUAUAUCAUCUAGAGAUUUGUCUAGAGUUUUGGAGCCUGUUGUAUAUUUGGAAUUAUGGUUGACCGAUGGAUCAUUUAAAUGUCUUGAAAUUCCAUUAUCCAAAUUUCAUACAUUGAGACAAAAUGUUGCACUUCUUUUAAAAGAAAUUGAUGUUAUUAAUAGAAAAGGAACCAAUAUUAUGAGAAUUAUUGGACCUUUAAAUUAAUUUCAUAUAAUUAUGUUUUUAUAUUAGUAUGUUUUUAAAAUGUUUAAUCAAGGAAAAUUGAACAUAAAAGACAGACCAUUAAAUCAUACUAAAACAUGAUAUAUAUUAUUUGAAAAAACUUAAUGAUAUUAAGGUCGAGAGCACAUUGAGAUACAGUUAAGGUAGAGUGAAGUCAGAGAUGGGCAUAAUCUAAAUCAAUUUUGUGUCUUGAUCAUAGCUAUGAUUACAAUUACAAUAUUACAAUCAAGUGAUCAUAUCUUGUUUUUUUUACUGUAAUUGUAAUGUUUGAUUAUGUGAUUCCAUCUCUGAGCAUAAUAUUGAUUCAUAGUGUGCAUAGAUUCUUUAUCUCUGAUGCCAAACAGACCUGAUGCAACUUAGUGUUGCCUCUCAAUUUAUGCUAUCUUUUUCUUAAACAUAAGUCACAAAAAUUGUGUCCCACUUCGCUGCUUUAACUGCAUCUCAAAAUGCAUCCAGCCGAACUAACUUGAUUUGUCUAUAAAAGCUUUAUGCCCUAUAACAUUGAUUAUUUUUAGUUCAUAAAGUGGGAAGUUAUAUUUUUUUAUGUUUAAAACAUUAAAUAAAUUAUAUUAUGAAGAUAUCUAAAACAAAUAAAUCAUUU
This is a messenger RNA of Nezara viridula (southern green stink bug), 983 nucleotides long. The record is from the annotation of a GenBank genome assembly. Lineage: Eukaryota; Metazoa; Arthropoda; Insecta; Hemiptera; Pentatomidae.